CAGCUCAACAAUGAAAACUGUUGCAAUUGCGGUUUUAGCUAUAAGUAUUUUUGGGGUGCUGGUGACAGCCAGACCAGAUAGGUAUGGGUCAGAGGGUCACAGUUUGAGCAAGCACCAACAAAGGCCUCCACAUGAGUCUGGUGAGGAAGAGAGACCAGUUGGACCACCAAGCAGCGAUGAGGACUCGAAUGAACAUGAAAGCGGUUCGGGCAAUCAUCCAUCACAGGGACAACGUCCUCCACAUGACCACGACAAUCGUCCGCCACAUGGUCAUCGUCCUCCACAUGGUCACCGUCCUCCACAUGGUCACCGUCCCCCGCAUCGCCCGACAACACCUUCACAGGAAGAUAGCACAUCCAUCGAACCGGAAGACUCAACUACCUCUGAGUCUAAUGGAUCUUCUCCUCAGGAGUCGACUACCUUGCCGCCAGAAGAGUCUACAGCUCUGCAACCUGAAGAGCUUACUACCUUAAAGCCUGAGCAAAAUACCACGGUUUAGAAUAUUAAUUGUGGUUUUACUAAAAGUAUUCUUUUAAAAUAAAUAAUUACAAAAUUAACAAAAAACCUUUUUUUUUGCUUCAAUACAAUUAUAAAAAAAAUUAUAAAUAAAUGUGAGACUAGUUUAAAAUUAUACAUAAUCCAAAAAUCAACAUAAAUUAAUGAUUUUUCCCAAUUUCCAGCAAUAGACUUUGCUUAGUCCAA
Drosophila innubila is the source of this 702-nucleotide messenger RNA. RefSeq names its product histidine-rich glycoprotein-like. The transcript is spliced from 2 exons. The coding region runs from base 11 to 499 and encodes 162 amino acids. Lineage: Eukaryota; Metazoa; Arthropoda; Insecta; Diptera; Drosophilidae. The record is from RefSeq and is a predicted model, not a curated record.